AUUGAGGAAUGGGACGUGCAAAAGGGAGUAAACGAAACCAGCACAGACACAGGUUGAAUCCUCUUCAGAAAACAGCAACAAAUUCACAAGAGAUUGUGCUGGAGGGCAAGGAAACGGCCAUUCCUGUCUUGGAAAAAUUGAGCUCUUCUGAAGCAAAGGAACGUUCCUGGUCUGCUAGUGCCAUUUCCAACUUGAUUUUGGGCGAUUCGGAGACUCGACUUUUGUUACUAAAGAAUGGACUGGUGAAAAAAUUGCUUGAGAGACUUACAGAUGACUCUAUUGAGGUUGUCAUUGAGGUCACUGGCGCUAUCCGUAACCUUGCAGUCGAAGAUGGUUACGACGUUUGUAUGGAUAUGUAUCGAAAGAACAUUCUGUCUCCUUUAAAAACUUGGAUGGCAAAGAUCGCUAGUCAUUUGGAAGGAAUGACUAAUGGCAAGACCCCGGAAGGUCAAGAGGAAGCUGCGUACCAAAGUUGUCUGUUCGCGGUAACCGAGAACAUCUGCGCUGUUCUUCUUAAUUUAGGUGAAACCACAACCGAGGUAAUGACUGCUUUGAACAACAAUGGGGUUCUUCCUUUCUUGUUUCAACUUGCUGUCCAUGGAUCGUUGAUUCCAGAACAAGUUCAAGAAAUUGUUCUACAAGCCCUUUGCACUCUUCUUGAUGACAAUCUCGCUGGCAUAAAAGAAUUUGUUUCUUCCUCCAAUGUUGACAUUGCUAAUGUUUUGUCCGUUAUUGGAGAGUAUAUCUCCAAGGACUUACCUACAUUACAAGCAUAUUCCAUCGGCGUUUUGUUUCAGUUUUAUGAGGCAAAGCAACUUGACAAGAAACUGGAAUCUCAAUUGCAGGUUGUUCCCGCUCUCGACAAUUUGCCCACUGUUGCAUUGCCUAAGUUGGGUCAACUUUUACAGGAUGGAAAACAAUUUCUUCGUUCAUUGACCACGAAAGCAUUUGAAAACGAAAAGACUUUAGCAGAUUACAGAAUUGCUUUGACCGUUCCCGUGGUUCUUGAGAUUCUUGCUUCCAUUGCAUCUUUGUUGCAAAGCCUUGCAGACGGUCAAGUUUCUGAUGAAGAUGAAAUGGACCCAGAAGUUGCAGCGACCGAGGCUAUUGAAGAGUUGGACAAUUUGGUUGGUGACGACGAAGCAGCUGACGAUGUUGACAUGGAUUCUGAAGUGCCUGCGAAACAAUCGGUCCAGGUUGCUUCUGAGCCUAUUGUAUUCAUGUUGCAAAAUAUUAUGCCUAUUCUCCUUGAUCUUUUGGAACCCUUUGAACCCGCUGUUGCGUCUGUUAUUCCCGAUAGAGAGAAAGGUUUUCUUGAUGUUGUCCAUGAGAGAAGUUUGGAGUGUCUGAACAAUAUCGCUUGGUCCUGUAACGGUAUCAUUAGCGAGGAUUCUCCAUCCAUUGGGCAAUGGCGUUCCCAAGCUCAAAUCAUUCUGGCUUGGGUGUCUAAGAUAGUCGGUCCUCAGUUUGAGGCUUCGCCUUCUAGUUUCUUGACUUUGUGUAGCGUAUUACUUGCUGCUAGUAAAGUCUAUAGUGGAAACGCUAUUCCCUUCACACCUGACCAGGUUGAUGUACUUAUUCAAUUUGCCGCACGUCUUAACGAUUUCCAAGCACAAUCACGUCUUGUCGGGGCUCUUGGUGCGCUGGCUAAGUUUGAAGGUGAUAUUGCUUUCAACAGCAAGAUCGGCGAUCUUCUCAUGUCUUGUUUAACAAAUGAUAACCCUCAACCUGAUGUUGCUGUUGAGGCACUGUACGCUAUCUUUGAUGUUUACGGUGACAAGGUGUAUGCUUACGAUACACCUGUUUUUGUUCAAAAGAAUUACCUGGCCGCCCUUCAACAGGCAGUUCCUGCUCUCACUAAAAUGACAAAACGUAUUGAUCGUAAGCGUUGUUACAAUGCCCGCAUGCGGGCUGAAGAGGCUAUGCAAAAUCUUCAUGCGUUCAUUGAUUACAAAAUCAACGAGUACAAAUAGGCAUGGUGCAUUGGCAAAGAAAAAUUCCCGAAAGGAUUUAAGUGAUUGGUACUGUACAAGCGGUUAUACUUGACGUUUAAAGUCCAAACACAAGCGAUUUCUUGUUUACAACUAUUCUCACAAAUUAUUAUUUGCUGUUUUUUGGAAAGAGAUAGAAUUGUGGAACGGUAGCAUCCACACCGGUAGUAUUUUUAAUAAUAGAACGAUAGUUGCAAGGAAACAACGUCGUGAUUUUCUACAAAAAUUUGGAAUCUACUGAUCCUUACCGUAAAUGAACAUUUGCCGUAUCAAUACUUCGUUACUACAUUAAGGUUGCCCAAGCAACAUUUCACUGAUGUAAGGAGCAAUGGAAGGGUUCACCGUACUGAUGUUAAUGACACGACGUUCAAUCACUGUGAACAGAAUUCGGCCCUGCUUUGAACGAACUAAAUUCCGAAGAACGAGGGUUGCUGUUAAGGCCGUUCCUGUGGCAUCACCCCGCUCGUCCACGGCCGUCUGCAGUAAAGGAACUCUAAAGUCUUUUGUGGCACUCGUUUGCCUUCCAAAGAUAGAAGGUAAUAAGUCUUUUGACGGAGGCGGAGGAAGGUGAGUUAGCAUGUGAGCAACUAUACCUGCAGCAAUCGCUCUACCAGCAACACCGUUAGACGGGAGUCUACUGUAAUUGCAAUUUGCCCACUGACAAGUAGUCGGUACGGUUGGCAUAGAAGCAAUGUGUUGCUGAACGUGGGCAUAUAAUGCUGAGGGACCAGCAAGUUGAGCACCACAAAUGGGACCAUUUGUAUGCUUCCAUAAGCAGGUUUCAAAACGCUCUCCUUGUAAUGAAAGUGGUACUCGUCGCCGCCUAAUUCCGUUAAUCACAUACUCUACUGGUUGCUUUGGGGUAGCAACAGUCAUUGCACGGGCAUUGGGAAAUGCAUGACUAGAAACCUUGAUGAAAUCAGCCGGGCUAAUUCCCAUCUGAGAAGAGCCUUGUAUCUUCUCCAUAUUGGAACAAUACAAUUGCCAGAUGUCAGUCUGCAAAACACAGUCUUUUGGAUUUGCAUCAAAACACAUUCGCAUCCAUCUGAUGCACCGUUCUGGUUCUUGGACAGAGAGCAAUUGCUGUAAUUCGGAAAGGGGUAGGCCGACGUACCCAGUAUUUUCGCUUGACGCGUUCAGAGUUGGAAGGUGAAUGGCCAUAUAACGUUCCUGUGCUUGGAAAAGCAUAAGACGUAUUAAGUGUUCAACAAGCGUCCAAACAUCUGAUCGUCUUAGUAACGCUUGGGUGUUAGAUCUGUAUGUUGUGUACUGAUAUAAUAAAUCCAAUGUUGCACCAAUUACUUCCUCGUCCUCGGUUGCAGUCAACAUUAUUACACGGCCGAUCGCCUCAUCAUCAAUGUCUUGCAGCAAACGAUUGUUGUCAUCAUUCAACGCCAAGCGGGCCAGGGUCCGAAGUGCCGCAAUUAGUAUAGACCGAUCUUGGGAUUUAAGGAGCCUGCAAAGUGUUUUGUAAAGCUCAUUUUUUUCGCUGGUGAUACUGAUGUAGGAUGCUUCGAGUUCGGCAAUAUCUAAAAUGUACUGUAACAGUUCUGUACAUUUCACUUCUAAAGCACAGCGUACACCCAACUCCAAUAUGUCAGCAACAUGAGAAGAAAGUGCCACGUGUUGAGCAUUUUCCAAAUUGAGUACCGCGUUUCGAAGAACAAGAGCAGCGGCAAGUGCUCGGUCGAGAUGCUCAUAGUAUGUAUCCUCAUGUUGAUAAUAAUGUAAACGAGUGAUUUGUUGCCGUAAACCUUCCAUCAGACAUUCUGCUAGUCCAGGGAGACGUUUUAAUUUGAACUCUUGACUACGUUCAAAAGAAAUUUUGAUCAAGUGCCCCAGUGCCCAAUCUACUUCAUCGGGAAAAUUGGACUUCAUGGCUAGCGAAACACGGACAAGCAGAGGUGGGCCGGGAAGGCCCAUUCCUAACUUGGGAGUAGCAGCCGCCGGCGGUUGUGUAAGCUUAUUUAACGUGGAGGGAAGGGGUAAGGCUCGGAUUUGGGCAGUGGGUAGAGUUGAGCUUGCAAAGUACAUGUUGUUUGGAAGUAAUGUGUCAAAGGGUGUUGACGACUUUUUUUGAUUAUUCGAAGUUUCGGUGUCAUUUUCGUAGAAACUUCGAAUAGAUGGCAGAUUGU
Schizosaccharomyces japonicus yFS275 is the source of this 4126-nucleotide messenger RNA. RefSeq lists its product as hypothetical. The coding region runs from base 9 to 1973 and encodes 654 amino acids. The record is from RefSeq and is a predicted model, not a curated record. The transcript is spliced from 3 exons. Lineage: Eukaryota; Fungi; Ascomycota; Schizosaccharomycetes; Schizosaccharomycetales; Schizosaccharomycetaceae.